Funneliformis mosseae is the source of this 130-nucleotide messenger RNA. NCBI's taxonomy places the organism in Eukaryota, Fungi, Glomeromycota, Glomeromycetes, Glomerales, Glomeraceae. The record is from the annotation of a GenBank genome assembly.
AAGUUUUUAUGCUUACAACAAAUGAAAACGACAAUGAAGAAAUAGAAUGGUAUAUUUCUUCUGCAAAUAGUGAAACUUCAUCAGAACGAUCACAAGAAGAAUUAGAUUUAGAGAAAGAGUUUAUGUCACA